CGUCGUAAAACAUCGAUUCAGUCGUAGUAGGCCGCGUUAGUUCAGUUUCGGUUUUGUUCUAGUGCGCUUCAUCGUGUCGAUUUAAACCUUUGAAUAUAUUCAUUUCGUGAAUCGUUUAUCUAUCUAUAUAUUAUGGCUGCAACAAUGGAAGAUAAAAUUAAGAACGAACCCGUUAUCACAUCGAAUGGACCUCAACACAAAAAGCCAGGCGGCCAAGGGCCCCCGCAUCACCAAGGCGGCGGUAGAGGUGGACGUGGCGGCGGCAUGGGACCCAACAAAUUCAUGGGCCGUGGAGGAUUAUUUAACAGAAACCAGAAUAACAGACAAAAUGUACAGAAUCCAAAUCAGCAUCAAAGCCAACACCAAAACCAAGAUAUGAGCCAGAAUAAAAUGAAAUUGGAUGAUCUUAAAAAAGAAGAUAUUAAAAUUGGGGGCAUGCAAAGAGGUGGUGUAAAUAGACCCGGCCAGGGUAAUAACAUGCAAGGCGGUGGACCCCGAAGGGGAGAGGAACACAUGCUCCAGCAGAAGCUGCAAACCCUCACCGGUCCAGUGCUGGAUCUUCCUCCCUUAGACAUGGCAGAGGUUAAAUUCUCAGGCCGUGGCAGACUCUAUGUUGGUAAUUUGACCAACGAUGUUACAGAGGAAGAAAUCAUUGAAAUGUUCAAACCCUAUGGAGAAACCAGCGAACAUUUCAUCAACAAGGAAAAGAACUUUGGAUUUAUCCGCAUGGACUACAGAGUCAAUGCUGAGAAAGCAAAGCGUGAAUUGGAUGGCAGCAUUCGUAAAGGAAGGCCCCUGAGGAUUCGAUUUGCACCCAACAGCACUGCAAUCAAAAUCAAGAAUCUCACACCGUGGGUUUCGAAUGAGCUGUUGUAUAAGGCGUUUGAGAUUUUUGGACCGAUUGAACGUUGCAUCAUCACUUGUGAUGAAAGGGGCAAAUCCACUGGUGAAGGCAUUGUUGAAUAUCAAAGGAAAAAUGGUGCUAUGGCAGCAAUUAGGCAUUGCCAGGAUAGAUGCUUCUUCUUAACAUCUUCUCUCCGUCCAGUGAUCGUUGAGCCCUUCGACUUCGUCGACGACAUCGAUGGCGUCCAGGAAAAGAACAUGCUGAAGAAGAAUCCAGAAUUCUUCAAAGCUCGUCAGGCCGGUCCCAGAUUUGCUGAUAUUGGCUCAUUUGAACACGAAUAUGGCACACGCUGGAAGCAACUGCAUGAAUUGUACAAACAAAAGAAUGAAGCACUCAAACGUGAGAUGCAAAUGGAGGAGGAGAAGCUUGAGGCUCAGAUGGAGUUUGCUCGCUAUGAACAUGAGACUGAAAUGCUGCGUGAAGAAUUGCGUUUACGUGAACAAGAUAGAGAUCGCCAGAAGCGCGAAUGGGAAUUGAAGGAGCGCCAAGCUGAUGAACAACGCUCAAGGGACGAGGAAAUUAUGAGACGGCAGCAGGAGGAGAUGCAAGUUCGUAUGCUGCACCAGGAGGAAGAAUUGAGGAGGCGGCAGCAGGAAAAUACUUUGUUUAUGCAGGCUCAGCAAUUGAAUUCAAUGCUGGACCAGCAAGAACAGGGCUUCAACUCACCGCAUGCUGAAUUUGAAGAUGGAGGUGCUGGAGCUCCUCGUGGCGGUGGUAAUGGUGGCAUGCAAUCGGAUAUGGGCGGAAAUUAUAUGGAAUACGAACAAGGACCGCGUGGUGGCGGCAACAAUAGAUUUGACGAUCAGCGAAAAGGAAAUCGUGGCCCAUGGAAUAAUGAUCGUCGUGACGAUUUCCAAAAUAAACGUAGGCGUUUCUAACUUUACGACUAAGAAAAUCAAAGUUGACAAAACCAUGAUGGCUUUAACAACUCCCCAUGGAUUGACAAGACAAAAAAACCCAUUAUACUCCAAUUUAGUUCAUCCUAGUUUGAUAUCACAAUUCCGUUUGUAAUCGUUUUUUAUAUAUUAAAAGUCUCAUGAACUUUUGUAUGUGUGUGACAUGGUGGCUUUGAGGAAGAGAACGUUUAAUGUUAUGGAAAGGUACCUGUGCGACUUUUCUUCACAAGAUGCAAGGAAAGUAUGCCCGGUUCCUCUGUUAUUAUAAUAAUCAUACCCUGUACUAGUAUUGUAAAUCAUCUCAUCGAAUCUUCAUUUAUCUAUUAUCUAUUACAAGAGGCUGCACACUUUCCUUGCAUCACUUACCUUCUUUAGUACUAUUUGUUAAUGACGAGUGAAAAUGUCGCAUUGCGGCUAAUUCGAUGCAAUAUUUAUUUAAAAUUAUAUUGACAAACAUUGUAUGUUGUGUAGCUAUGUCUAAUCUAAAAAAAAAAUGAAUUUUAUUAUAUAAUUUCGAUCGUGACGUUGUCAUGUGCAUAUAAAAUACUAUAAUUAAUCAUUUACUCUUUGUGAAUAUUGUUUAGUUUAAAUUAUUUUUGUAUGUGAUCCAGACCUCCCAGUAUUUGUGUGGUUU
Messenger RNA from Ctenocephalides felis (cat flea), 2434 nucleotides. Its product is annotated as hrp65 protein-like. Gene Ontology annotation, biological process: regulation of DNA-templated transcription. Bases 133 to 1782 code for a protein of 549 amino acids. The record is from RefSeq and is a predicted model, not a curated record. Gene Ontology annotation, molecular function: RNA binding. The transcript has 9 exons. NCBI's taxonomy places the organism in Eukaryota, Metazoa, Arthropoda, Insecta, Siphonaptera, Pulicidae. Gene Ontology annotation, cellular component: nucleus.